AUGCCGCGAGUCGGCCUCGGCGUCUACCAGCUACGGGGAGAGACGGGAACGGGUACGUCGACCUUCUUCCUCGUCCACAGGCCCGUCGAAGGGCGCAGGGAGCUCUGGGCCGCUCUGGAGAGGCUGGGGUCCGAGCGGGCGGUCGGUUUGAGCAACUUUAGCGUCGGCGCGUUGGAGGAGACGAGGGCGUACGCGGAAGGUGUGGACGCCGUGAACCAGAUCGAGAUGCACCCGUGGUGCCAGCAGUGGGAGCCCGUCGAGUACUGCCGCGCGCGCGGCAUCGUUCGUGCAGGCGUACAGCCCGCUCGCGCGCGGUCGGCCUAUGGCGGGCCCGGCGUUGAUGGCCGUCGUGGAGCGGGUCUGACAUCGGUUUUACGGGCCGGGACCACCCGCCUUUUGUGGCCGGACGAAUAA
Molecule: messenger RNA, 414 nt
Organism: Colletotrichum navitas
Lineage: Eukaryota; Fungi; Ascomycota; Sordariomycetes; Glomerellales; Glomerellaceae
Exons: 2
Coding region: 1-414 (137 amino acids)
Molecular function (GO): oxidoreductase activity
Source: RefSeq, a predicted model, not a curated record